CCGGCUAAAAAGCUGCCAUAGCACAAGAGCUGUGUCUGCUUCAACUCGAACCAACCAACCAUCCAGCAUCAGCCCAACAACCUCUACUUACUUUUACAUAUCAUCCCCGUUCUCAAACCAACUCUGUUCUCAGUCUGUCCAGCAAUUCCCAAGGAAAAAGAUCGCACACACGUAUUUCUCAACUCGCCCGAGUGACUCAAGUUGCCCCAUUUACACCACUUCCCCCCCGACUCGCAGCUCACCAACUCCACCUGCCAACUCUCCCCGCAACUCACAUCCGCCAUGCGUUUCUCUUCAAUUUGAUGAAGAAGCCUCGAGCAUCUGCUCUACUGCCUCAACCUCGCCCCUCAAAAAAGGAGCCUAGAGAGGUGGAAAGUUUUCGAAAAAAUCGAAAAAUAUUUUUCCCUUGGUGCACAACCCUUGCGGAAGGGCUGGGAAGUCGGACCACCCCCUUUGGAUGGGUGUGGUUGUCAGCAGCGUAAUUUAGGCAGACUCGUCCCAUCCGCCAUGUUGGAUGACCGAGUUCGUGGUGAUGAGAGAGCCAGCCAUUGCCACUCAAUAUAGCAAAGUUAUGUGUGGAAAUGUGGGGAUUUAUUUGAAACGGUGUGCCCCCCAUGCAAUCGCCAUGGGCGGAGAGUGAGUAAAGUGAACGUCCGGGUCGCGGCCGUGUGCCGCUGCAAACAAUAAAAGUGGUGGUCGUCGUCCUGGUGUGGUCAGUGGCCGUUGGUGGUGGGUGGUGGUGGUGAUAGUGAAAGCAAAAUGAGCAAGCUGUCGUUCAGGGCGAGAGCCCUGGACGCGUCGAAAGCGCUGCCAAUCUAUCACUCCACCGAAAUUCCGGAUAGUGCGGAUUGUUCCCUCAUUAACAGGGCUGUUCCUCAAAUGCCCACUGGGAUGGAGAAGGAGGAGGAGGCUGAACACCAUCUCCAACAAGCCAUCGUUUCCGGGACGGUGAUUCCGACCCCAGAGGUGUUUCUGAUCGACAACACGGGGUACUACAACAAGUUCUAUCCAGAAAGCUACAAACUUCCCAGACAACUCAUCUACAUGCAACCCUUCUCGAUGGAGACGGAUAUUCCCGACUAUGACAUGGACUCUGAAGAUGAAAACUGGGUCACGUCACAAUCGGGAAAGCUAGAGUUGAAUCCGGAAAAGUUUGAGGAAAUGAUGGAUCGGCUUGAAAAAGGCAGUGGUCAAACUGUAGUCACCCUUCAGGAGGCCAAAGCUCUUAUUAAAGAAGAUGAUGAUCUCAUAAUUGCCGUUUAUGAUUAUUGGCUCAAUAAACGACUGAAAAUACAACAGCCCCUAAUCCCCCACGUCCGAACAGAGGCAAGGCAUGGCAUUGCGAAUCACAAUCCGUACAUUGCAUUUAGACGACGAACAGAAAAAAUGCAGACGAGAAAGAAUCGCAAAAAUGAUGAGAGUUCUUACGAGAAGAUGCUCAAACUCAGGAGGGAUUUGACAAGAGCUGUUAAUCUACUUGAGAUGGUUAAGAAGAGGGAGAAAUCUAAACGUGAACUCCUUCACUUAACAAUUGAGGUUUUCGAAAAACGAACACAAGCUGGAGAUUAUUCUGGCCAGAUAGUUUCCGAAGCUUUGCAACAACGCCCAGCCCGCCCUGCAUUCACCCCCUUAUUUCAAGCUAAUUCUUUAAACGAUUAUCCCCUCUUAGCAUCCUUAAGUCGAAAAGAAAGACGUCAAUAUAAAAAGAGAAGACAUAAAAGUUCUUCCAAAUCUCAUGCCGCAGCAUCGAGUUCUGCUGCUAUGAACUAUGCGAAUGCUCAGGGGUUAACAUUGGAUGAGGGUGCAAGUUCUGAUGACGAUUUAUUACCUUGCUCACCCUCUGACGGGGAGGAAGAUGAGGGUGUUUACGCCUUUAGGCGGAAGAAAGACUGCGAAUACCUAGCACCUUUGGACUCCAGCGAUAAGCCGUGGUAUCCGCCAGAAGAUAUUAAUCGUUUAAGAUUUUAUCCUACAUCUAUAUCUGAUGUUAAAAAUGGUGGUUAUCGAAUGGUGGGCCCCUGCCGACGGCGGGUGGGCCGUGGUGGCAGGAUUAUUCUUGAUCGAAUGACAAUGCAAGACCUUAGUGAAUUCGUCCAAGUAAUGGGAUUAAAGUCAAGCGCAAGUCCACCCCACAGCGGUAGUAGGAGUCCUUCGUCAUCAUCGCAACCCGAACCCUUAGUAAUUACGCAUCCCCCGGUCGAAGUUAAGCAAGAGCCCAUAGAUAGUAGUUAUAGUAGUAGUAAUAUCGUCCAACCCAACGAUACUAUGGAAGAUUUCACAUCAUCCGACCUGGGCUGUUGGCACCACUUUAGACCCAGAACUCCCGACCCACUUGAGACCGGUGAGUGGUUAAUGAUCUCUGAAUCAGACCCCUCGGCUGAAGACGAAUCCGUCAAAGCAGAACAAUCUGAAGAAUCAAUAUUACUACCACCACCGCUGUCGUCUUCGUCAUCAUCGUUAAUGCCUCUCACCACAACACCAUCAACCCCCUUUCUACAACCUUCAUAUCAUCUUGGACUGGUUGUUUCGAGCGGUGAUCGUCCCAUCACCUAUCCACUGGAAACGUUAUUAUCCGAUCCAACCCUACCUCAAAAUACCCUACCUUCCCACAUUGGCACACCCGGCUCCCAUGUGGUCCUUGAUGAGCAGUCCUCGGAGUUAGAGAACACGUACUACCUAAUGGAAUUAAACAAUGAAUUUCUAAAUGUUGACGUGGAAGCUGACCAAUGGUAUUCCUCUAUGGAUCUGGAAGCAGGUGUGGACUCUACAUCUAUGGCUAUAGACGGGGAUGAGCCGCCUCCUUCCAUUCCACCCCAAGGACCAGGACCUCCGCCACCUCCUCCUCCUUCAACGACCCCUUCUCAAGGUGGUGGGUCAUCUUCCGGUCCGACGACUCAUCCCCAAAACAGCCACAACAACCCUCCUCCUCCUCCCGACUCUUCGUCACAAGGAGGGUCCUCGAAUAACACUUCCCCACCUCAACUACCACCUUCCUCAACGCAACAGCAGCCAGAUUCGUCUCCAGAGACGACGGUAGUAAAUGUAAAAUCUGGUGAAGACACGGAUGGAGGAAAAAGUGAAACGGAUUCAUCAAAAUCAUCCAGAGAAUUAAAUCGGUUUCCUAUGCUCAUCAGUGUCUGAUUAGUAGCAUUUGAUUGCUUGAAUCCAAAUCUACUCCUGUACUUCACUUUAGUUUCUUUAUCAUAUUUCGCCGUCCGGAUUUAAGCUGGCAGGAAAUAAAAAAAAACUAUUGCGUAAGAACAGGACGACGGUUGACUACACGAUGUGGCAAACAUCCGGUCGCGGUCCUACUCUUCUCCCUCCCCUCCCACUCCCCCCUCGUUUUCUCUAUAUUUAUCUGUUUUCUUCGCUCGACGCAAAUGAUAGGACUACACGAAUGACUACGAAAAUAUUUAUAGUUGUCUCUAAUUUUUAUAUAUUAGUAUAAAUUAAUGAAUUCAGCAUACCGUCAGAUAGACGAUUAAUUGACGUUACUCUUACGUACGACUUCUACUGCUACGACUCCAACUCUCAUCCAGAUUUAUUGAAGAAAAAAAUUAUACCCAGUAAAAAUCAAAAUUGUUACAGCACACCCGCUACUCUAAUAUUUUAACCUCUAAAAAAUCAUGAACACUACACAUUUACUUUAUAAAAGUACAUCUCCUCCACUACCAACUACUACUACUACUCCACAUACAACAAGACAUACAUACAUACAAAUCCGCAGUGUUGUGUGCUUGUUUAUUGAUUGAUUGAUUGAGCGAGCGUCUGCAUUUAUUUAAGAAACCGCAUAGACUGUUUUACAUGUUGAAGUGAAAAUCCCGAAUUGCUUCCUCUGUCGCGUUUUUUAUAUUAUUAUUAUGUCUCUCCUCUGAUGAAAGAAUAUGUGUGUGAUGUGAUGCAUGCUGAAUCAUAUAUACAUACUUCAAGCGAAUGAGAGUGAAUACAAAAAUAUGCAAACGUCAUGAUAGGUCGAGGAUAAUAUGAUGAUUAUGAAUUAUUCUCAUGCAGGAUGAAUGUAGCGAUUGAGAAGCAAUGUAGUAGUAAAAACAAAACGAGAAGAAGAAGAAUCAGUGAGGAUAAGUCUCGAUAGAAGACGACGGCUUAUUUUGUAUAAGCAAGGUCAAGGUGUUCUCUGUCAGAAGUGGCAAAAUACUGUGGUAUAUACAAAGUAGAGGUAACGUAACGAGUCAAACCUUAAUUUUACGCAAGUUUCAAGUACCUUAAUAGUCUUUUUGUAUUAUGAAUUUAAGCAUAUAAGUGAUUAGUUAAGAUUGAUUAUCAUGAUGAAGAUAAGGAAUUGUUUGGAAAAAAUAAAUUUCAAAACUAAAAACAAAAAAACAAACGAUAAUAAAAACAAAACAAAAGAAAACUUACAAAACCA
Molecule: messenger RNA, 4384 nt
Organism: Folsomia candida
Lineage: Eukaryota; Metazoa; Arthropoda; Collembola; Entomobryomorpha; Isotomidae
Gene: E(Pc)
Product: enhancer of polycomb homolog 1
Exons: 10
Coding region: 760-3141 (793 amino acids)
Biological process (GO): regulation of transcription by RNA polymerase II
Cellular component (GO): piccolo histone acetyltransferase complex
Source: RefSeq, a predicted model, not a curated record